Messenger RNA from Molossus molossus (Pallas's mastiff bat), 5569 nucleotides. RefSeq names its product platelet derived growth factor receptor beta (gene PDGFRB). The transcript has 23 exons. Gene Ontology annotation, biological process: angiogenesis; platelet-derived growth factor receptor signaling pathway; protein phosphorylation. The record is from RefSeq and is a predicted model, not a curated record. Lineage: Eukaryota; Metazoa; Chordata; Mammalia; Chiroptera; Molossidae. Gene Ontology annotation, cellular component: signaling receptor complex. The coding region runs from base 479 to 3793 and encodes 1104 amino acids. Gene Ontology annotation, molecular function: platelet-derived growth factor beta-receptor activity; ATP binding; platelet-derived growth factor binding.
GAGCAGGGAAGCCCACAGUGGUGUGAGCUCCGGGGGCUGCCAGCAGCCCGCAGUCCUGCCCAUUCUGUCUGGGACCCAGGAUCACUCUGUGAACAACUUGGACCAGGAGAGGAGGAGGACAGCAAGGAGAGAGCCAGGCCCCUCUGACCAGCUCCGCCGGGCGGCAGCCUGUGCGGAGCGGCACAGACAGCCAGACCCAGGGCGGCCCCUCCUGGCUACCCUGCUCUUCCCGAGGAUGCUUUGGGCGUGAGGCCACUCCUCACCCCUGCAGCCCCCCACUCCCUCCCUUCUCCGGAGGCUCCGGGAGCCCACAACGAUCCUUUCUGCCCUCCUAUCCAGCUGCUUCCUCAUUUCUGGCCAGCAAAGACUUUCUGAUAACAGUGAUCAGAUAGGGCAGUGAGGAGGACUUCCUGGAGGGGGUGACAGCCCAGAGCCCGGGACCUUGACCACACCAGAAGGCAUCAGCAGCAAGGACACCAUGCUGCUCCUGAGUGCAAUGCCAGCUCCUGUGCUCAGAGGCCAGGCGCUGCUGCUGCCCCUGCUGUUGUUGCUGGGACCACAGGCCUCCGGAGGUCUGGUCAUCACACCUCCAGGGCCAGAAUUGGUCCUCAAUAUCUCCAGCACUGUGGUUCUGACCUGCUCGGGUCCAGAUCCAGUGGUGUGGAAACGGAUGUCCAAAAAGCUCCCACAAGAAAUGACCAAGACCCAGGACGGCAAUUUCUCCAGCAUCCUGACGCUGACCAAUGUCACUGGGAUAGACACAGGAGAAUACCUUUGUACCUAUAAUAACUCCCAUGAGCUGGAGGCUGGUGAGCAGAAACGGCUCUACAUCUUUGUGCCAGAUCCCACCAUGGGCUUCCUUCCUAUCUACCCCGAGGAAUUAUUCAUCUUUCUCACGGAAGUAACUGAGACCACAAUCCCAUGCCGAGUGACGGAUCCACAACUGGUGGUGACCCUGCAUGAGAAGAAAGUGGAUGAUCCACUGCCCAUCCCCUACGACCACCAACGUGGCUUCUUUGGGACCUUUGAGGACAAGACCUAUGUCUGCAAAACCACCAUCGGGGACAAGGAGGUGGAUUCCGACCCCUACUAUAUCUACAGCAUCCAGGCAUCAUCCAUCAAUGUCUCGAUGAAUGCAGUGCAGACUGUGGUUCGCCAGGGGGAGAACAUCACCAUCACGUGCAUUGUGACUGGGAACGAGGUGGUCAACUUUGACUGGACGUACCCCCGUGAGGAGAGUGGACGACUAGUGGAGCCGGUGACCGACUUUGACAUUCCCUUCCACAUUCGCUCCACCCUACACAUCCCCGGUGCCGAGCUCGGCGACUCAGGCACCUACAUCUGCAAUGUAUCUGAGAGUGUGUACGACAAUCAAGAUGAAAAAGCCAUCAAUGUCACCGUGGUUGAGAGUGGCUACGUGCGCUUGCUGCGGGAGCUGGACGCUGUACAGUUCGCGGAGCUGCACCGGAGCCGGACGUUGCAGGUGGUGUUCGAGGCCUACCCGCCGCCCACUGUCAUGUGGUUCAAGGACAACCGCACGCUGGGCGACUCCAACGCGGGCGAGAUCGCCCUAGCCACUCGCAACGUGUCCGAGACUCGGUAUGUGUCAGAGUUGACACUGGUGCGGGUGAAGGUGGCCGAGGCUGGUCACUACACCAUGCUGGCCUUCCACGAGGACGCUGAGGCCCAGCUCUCCUUCCAGCUGCAAAUCAAUGUGCCUGUCCGUGUGCUGGAGCUGAGUGAGAGUCAUCCUGCCAAUGGGGAGCAGACGGUCCGCUGCCGCGGCCGGGGCAUGCCUCAGCCUCACCUCAUCUGGUCUACCUGCAGUGACCUCAAAAGGUGUCCGCGGGAGCUGCCGCCCACGCUGCUGGGGAACAAUUCCAUGGAGGAGAGUCAGCUAGAGACUAACGUGACGUACUGGGCGGAGCAGCAGGAGUUCGAGGUGGUGAGCACGUUGCGCCUGCACCGCGUGGAUCAGCCACUGUCCGUGCGCUGCACGCUACGAAACCUGCUGGGCGAUGACACGCAGGAGGUCAUCCUGGUGCCACAGUCCCUGCCCUUCAAGGUGGUGGUGAUCUCAGCCAUCCUGGCCUUGGUGGUCCUCACGAUCAUCUCCCUCAUCAUCCUCAUCAUGCUCUGGCAGAAGAAGCCCCGCUAUGAGAUCCGAUGGAAGGUGAUUGAAUCUGUGAGCUCUGAUGGCCAUGAAUACAUCUACGUGGACCCGAUGCAGCUGCCCUAUGACUCCACCUGGGAGCUGCCACGGGACCAGCUUGUGCUUGGACGUACCCUGGGCUCCGGGGCCUUUGGGCAGGUGGUGGAGGCUACAGCUCACGGCCUGAGCCACUCUCAGGCCACGAUGAAAGUGGCGGUGAAGAUGCUGAAAUCCACGGCCCGCAGCAGCGAGAAGCAAGCCCUCAUGUCGGAGCUGAAGAUCAUGAGCCACCUCGGGCCCCACCUGAACGUGGUCAAUCUGCUGGGAGCCUGCACCAAAGGAGGGCCCAUCUACAUCAUCACCGAGUACUGCCGCUACGGUGACCUGGUGGACUACCUGCACCGCAAUAAGCACACCUUCCUGCAGCACUGCUCAGACAAGCGCCGCCGGCCCAGCGACGGGCUCUACAGCAACGCCCUGCCCGUCGGGCUGCCCCUGCCCAGCCACAUGUCCCUGCCUGGGGAGAGUGACGGUGGCUACAUGGACAUGAGCAAGGAUGAGUCAGUGGACUACGUGCCCAUGCUGGACAUGAAAGGAGACAUCAAAUACGCUGACAUCGAGUCCUCCAACUACAUGGCUUCGUACGAUAACUACGUCCCCUCCGCUCCUGACAGGACCUGUCGGGCGACUUUGAUCAAUGAGUCCCCAGUGCUCAGCUACACGGACCUUGUGGGCUUCAGUUACCAGGUGGCCAAUGGCAUGGAGUUCCUGGCCUCAAAGAAUUGUGUCCACCGAGACCUGGCAGCCAGGAAUGUGCUCAUCUGUGAGGGCAAGCUGGUCAAGAUCUGUGACUUUGGCCUUGCUCGUGACAUCAUGCGAGACUCUAACUACAUCUCCAAAGGCAGCACCUUCCUGCCGCUGAAGUGGAUGGCCCCCGAGAGCAUCUUCAACAGCCUCUACACCACCCUGAGCGACGUGUGGUCCUUCGGGAUCCUGCUCUGGGAGAUCUUCACCCUGGGGGGCACCCCGUACCCGGAGCUGCCCAUGAACGAGCAGUUUUACAAUGCCAUCAAGCGGGGUUACCGCAUGGCCCAGCCUGCCCACGCCUCCGACGAGAUCUACGAGAUCAUGCAGAAGUGCUGGGAGGAGAAGUUCGAGAUCCGCCCCCCCUUCUCCCAGCUGGUGCUGCUUCUCGAGAGGCUGCUGGGAGAGGGUUACAAAAAGAAGUACCAGCAGGUGGAUGAGGAGUUUCUCAGGAGCGACCAUCCCGCUGUCCUUCGGUCCCAAGCCCGCUUCCCCGGCUUCCAUGGCCUCCGAUCGCCGCUGGACGCCAGCUCGGUCCUCUACACUGCUGUGCAGCCCAACGAGGGCGACAACGACUAUAUCAUCCCCCUGCCCGACCCCAAACCCGAGGUCGCUGAUGAGGGCCCACUGGAGGGUUCCCCCAGCCUUGCCAGCUCUACCCUGAAUGAAGUCAACACCUCCUCGACCAUCUCCUGUGACAGCCCCCUGGAGCCCCAAGACGAACCAGAGCCCGAGCCCCAGCCUGAGUCCCAGGUGGAGCCAGGGGCAGAGCCGGAGUGGCUGCCCGAUUCAAACUGCCCCGGGCCUCUGGCUGAGGCGGAAGACAGCUUCCUGUAGGGGGCUGGCCCCCGCCCUGCCCUGCCCGAAGCUCCCCUCUACCUCCCAGCACCCUGCGCCUCCUGGCCUGUCCUGCCGGGCCUCCAUCAGCCGGGCUGCUCCCAUCCGCUGUCCCCUGACAUGUGGCACCCCAACCCCUGGGGCUGGCUUAGGAGGCAAGAGACCUGCAGGGGAGGCCAUGGGACUGAGCCAGGGUUCUCCCAAAGACUCAGUUGCCCCAUCUGUAAGAUGGGAAAGUUGGACUUGGUGACCCACCAUCUGGGAUUUUCCACCCCCCCCCUCCCCCGGCUGACAGGUGGGGAAGGUGGAAUCCCUGGGGAGAUUCUCAAGGUUCAUGAGGUGGUAUAUGAACUUUUUUUCUGUUCAGCCAGCUACCCCUCAAGGAGCUGCAGCUCUCUUCUUGUCCUUUAUCCACCUAAAAGCUGGGGAGGGACCCUGGUAUCCCUGGCUCCUGGCUGAGCCGGAGCCUGGCCUUGGACAGCGUUGGCUCCUCCCCCCAACGUCAGUCUUUGCUCUCCCUGGCCCGAGCUGGUCUGGGGCCAUCCAUGCUUCGCUGAAGGCAGGGGCCGAGCCAAGUCCAGGACGGCUGGCCUGCAGCCCCUGCCCCGGGCACUCCGGGCGCACCUCCCCACAGAAAGCGCCCGUGUCCAUGUCUCCCUGGCUCUGAGUCCUGGGGCCUUUUUCCUCAUCACUGCCAGUCUUAUUCCACCCAGAGUCUCCAGGCCAGACAGACCCGCAUCUGUGAUGAGCGUGUGGACAUGCCUGUGGGAAGCAUCCAUACGUGAGGGCCCGUCUGUGGACCAUGUGAACCCUAGACCCUCAGAGACCUUGCCGGAAUCCCUUGCCCUCUCUGGGCCCUUUGUCCCUGUUGAAAAAUGAGCAGGUUGGACUCAUUGACUUCUGGUGCCCUGCUAACACUAACAUUGUAGACUAGUCCUGGGGUUGCACACUUGCCUGGAUAAAGCAAAGCCAAACACCCCAAACCUCCAUCCUGGGGGUCAGCUAGGGUCUGGGGAGAUGCCAGACCACACACCACACUCCAGGCACUCAGGAACUGUGCCCCCUCCUCAGUGCCCAGGCCUUGCCUCGGAGUGGCAGCCAGCAUCUUGGAGAGCCCUGAGCAGCCGCCCAGGGGCGUGGGAGACCGCGGGAGCCUGUCAGCACCCGCAGCGACCUCUGCAGCUAUCCUGGGCCAAGGAGGCAAAGAGGCAAAUCAGAGCACCCGGCGCCGCCUUCUCCAACACCUGCUGCCCAGGUCUGUGCCGAAGACGAUGGCAGUUAGGGCCCCGGGGGGCCCGGAACAACAAGGAGCCUUGGAUGGGGCACCUGAGAAAGGGGUGCGAGAGGUGGGUACUCUAAAGGUGGCCUUCUCAGCUGCCAGCUACUCCACCCCUGAGGCAGUAGCCAUGGGGUGUGGCUCUGUCACUGCCAGGGCCACUCACCUCACUGAAUGCCAGCCACCCAGCCCAGUGGGCACCGAAGAGCUAACCGAGGGAAGGCUGUGGCCAAGACUGCCGGAGGGGGAGGGCUGGAGAGGGGGUGAGGAGAGACCAGCUCUCUGGGCAUCAGCCCCUAUGCUGGUUGGCACCGCCCUGCCCCGACUGGGUUAAAGAGAGGGACUGGGUUUUCACUACGGUACCAAAGAUGUAAUCACCUAGGUUUACAAGUAUUUUUAGGACUCACAUUAACUCACAUUUAUACAACAGAAAUACUAUUUUAUAUGACAUCAAAUUUCCUAUCCGUGUACUUUUUUUAAGGGAAAGAUUUUAAUAUUAA